AUGGUAGCAGAAGGUGCCCUGGGUAUUCCAAACCUGUAUCAUUACUAUAAGGCAGCGAUUUUAAGCACCAUGUUAGCAGCACACGACCCCCAUUACACACCCCAGUGGGCAGUAAUAGAAGCCUUUUGGCUUAACAUAGACCACAUCCAUCAUACUUUCUGGACGGAUAGCACUCGGAGACCGAGACCAUUCCAAGGCCUCCCCACCACUCGGUUGCUGUUAGACACAUGGGACAGGGUGAGGAACACUUUGGUUACACAUCCAAGGAUACCAAUGGCAGCCCCACUGCAAUCCAUAAGCCUAAUGAUUCCCACCUUCAACCAUAAGCCAUGGACUGAUAAAGGUGUCACUCACGUACUCCAUCUGUACAACGGGGGGCACCUCAAAUCCUUCACAAGCCUACAGGAACAAUCUGACCUACCCGCGAAACUACUAUUCCCCUACCUACAAGUCAAAUCCCUACUAACAAACAACCCACCCAUAAACCCUGAGAAGGGAACACAAGCACUAACAUCUAAGUUCGAAAACAUGUGCCUAUCUAACAAGCCCAACGCCAAGUCUCUCUCCACAUGCUAUCACUUGAUUCUACACAAUCAACCACUGACACAGGAACACUACCAAAAGGCAUGGCAUGCAGACCUAGGCAUAGAGUUAAGCCCAGAACAGUGGAAAAGAGCUUACACAGCACACAGAGGCCUGACAUCAUGCGCCCAACACCUAGAAUUAUAA
Messenger RNA from Pelobates cultripes (western spadefoot toad), 729 nucleotides. The record is from the annotation of a GenBank genome assembly. Lineage: Eukaryota; Metazoa; Chordata; Amphibia; Anura; Pelobatidae.